This is a messenger RNA of Anneissia japonica, 973 nucleotides long. Its product is annotated as activated RNA polymerase II transcriptional coactivator p15-like. Lineage: Eukaryota; Metazoa; Echinodermata; Crinoidea; Comatulida; Comatulidae. The record is from RefSeq and is a predicted model, not a curated record. Gene Ontology annotation, biological process: positive regulation of transcription initiation by RNA polymerase II. Gene Ontology annotation, molecular function: transcription coactivator activity; DNA binding. Gene Ontology annotation, cellular component: transcription regulator complex; nucleus. The transcript is spliced from 4 exons. The coding region runs from base 119 to 445 and encodes 108 amino acids.
AGGGCGCAAUUACGAAAACAAAAUUUGUCACACACAAACACAAACAAAAGCGUGGUUUUACAAGAAACGAAGCUUUUAGUAAUUUAUAGUCAGAUCUACUCUAGGCUUUUUAAUAAAAAUGCCGAAAUCUAAGGAGUUCCUAGAAUCGUCAGACGACUCUGAUACUGAAAAGCCAGUAGCCAAAAAAUCUAAAAAAGAAGGCAAAAAAAAGUCAAAAGAGUCUUCAAGCAAAGAUGAAGAUCCCAACAGGUUUGAACUAUCCAGAACAAGGUUUGUUAAUGUCAGAGAAUUUAAGGGUAAAGUGCUCAUUGAUAUCCGUGAGUACUAUGAGGCUGGUGGUGAAAUGAAACCUGGAAAGAAAGGAAUCAGCUUGUCUGUGGAUCAGUGGAAAAAAUUAAAAGAGGUAGUGGAUGAUGUUGACGACAGUAUUAAAGAGCUUCAGUGAAUGUGAAGUCAUCGUGUUAUAUACAUUAAAUUGUGACAUUAUAAGUUAAACUAUGACUUUUACCAAAGGCACAAUUUAUUUUUUUGCCUGUGUUUAACGAUUCCUUACCAUUUGCAUCAUCUUUUAGUUGCGAUGUUGUUUUGCUUGUAGCUACAUCGCCUUCAUAGUACACACAGAGUGGCGGAUCCAGAAUUUGGUGAAAGAGCGACCUCCUGCACAACCAAAAAAAAAAUCACUACCAAGUGUGAAAUUAUUUACAGACGAAAAUGGCUAAAAUUUCCAGGGUGCAUGGAACUAUGAACUCUAUAAGAGAUUAGGGAACACCCCAACCCUCCACCCUUGGACCAUAGGUCCUAGAUUACUGCACAUUCCCCCGUCUAAUAAAUCUUCGUUUUGCUACUGAUACAGGAAACUUCUCAUGCUAUAAAAUAACAUUUCUUAUGGCUAACAUUAUUUGUAUGUAAUAAUCUGGAAAUUGUAUGAAAUCUAAAUGAUAAUAAUAAUACGAAUACGCUUUUUAAAAAACAA